GUUAUUUUGUGAAUUGGUUUCUUUAGACUAAGGAAAGCUUAAGCAUGGCUCAGUGAGCAGAAACCGGGCUAAUGAUUUGGCCUAUUGUCAAUGAUCAACAAGAGAACUUGAAAACGCUACCCAACCAGCUUCAUUUGGCUCCUGUGAGGUGUAGGCACUACAGACUCGACUGGUUUUACUUCUGCUAGAGUAAGCUCUAGUCUCCCACUUUCUGUCUGCUCAGAUGAACACGAAAUGGUGAUUAGCAGAUCAGCCGCAUCAAGUUUGUUUACUUUGUUUACUUGACUUGUUCAUCAGAAUCACAUUGAGUAACGUUCCUGCGGAGGGGGUGUGGAAACCUGAGCUGGGCUGCCUCGACGUGGACUGCAUGCUUCAUUUCCGUUAUUGUUCCCAAAACUUUCGUUCACAAAGUUUUGUGCCUGUAGUUUGGCUGGACUUUGUAGGUGUUUAGUCAUUUUAUCGCUGGUCUUAUGCUGGCAUGGAUGUGUCUGAUAUUACUGCUAAAAAUACAUAGUGCUUUUUGAGUGUAGAGGGACUUUUAUUAGAAUUUCAAUUGAUACCUGCACUAUACAUUUCUCUACUACUAUCGGAUUUCUAUAAUGGAUCACCUUUUUGAGAGGUUUCUUAAUGAAGCUAUUGUCACCCUCUCUACAGGUAUUCUCUUAAACUCAGAGGAGAGCUGUACAUCAGGAUCAUUCAUGACUUCAUAAACUAUUCACCAAUGCUUGAUCUCCUGUUGGGCCAUUAUGACACAAUCGCCAGCUUCAUAAUUGUUGCAGUUGCCACAAAUUCAGAUCUACGCAGGACGUUUCAUUUACCAGGUCCUCAUAUCACAGCUAGGUGCCUUCACAGAGCCUGGGUGGGCCUAAGGCUAGCUCUCUGAUAGACAGUUUUCUCAAUCUUGUGUCUUACUUACUCCCUGUUGGAACAUACUACUACAGACCAUACCUACUGUAACUUUGUUUCGUGGAAGCUGUUGUGAGAAGCAUUUUUCUUCUCAUCAUCACUUCGUUCUUGACAAGUGGACGUCAAAUAAGUUAGAGGAAGCUUUUCUAUCAAGUUUCAUAUGACACUCACCAAUCAUAUAAUGAUGAAAGCGGCACAAAAAUUGAAUUUGAGCUCCAAGAAAAAGAAACGACACCACCAAGGAUGUCUACCACCAGAGCUUCCUCCACCAGACCCACCGCUCUUCCCAACCAACUUCUGUCAAACACUACGAGUUUGUCCUCCUGCAGCUCCACCCUCACUGCUCCGCAAUGCCGGACGGAUAAAGGACGCACCUGGAGCUGGAAAGGUAAAAGUGAUGUUGCGUGUGGUACCAUCCAGUAAUCCCCACGACACAGCUACAUUCGUCACCGUUGAUCAGAAAAAGAAGCAAGUCACCUUAUUUGACCCAUCGUUCAUGACCAAUCCGGCCAGUUCGUCAAAUCGCCGUACGGGCGUAACAGCACCAAAGAUGUUUGCGUUCGAUUCAGUGUUCCCUCAGGAUUCCUCCCAGGCUGAAGUAUGUGCAGCAAGUAUUGGGGAUAUCGUACAAGCAGUUGUAAAUGGUGCUGAUGGCUGUCUGUUCUGCUAUGGCCAUUCAAGACUCGGGAAAUCAUUCACUAUGAUUGGUCGAGAUGAUAGUGUACAAAAUCUUGGUGUUAUCCCAUGCGCCAUUGAGUGGUUGUUUCGCUUGAUCAACGAGAAAAAGGAGAAAACGAGUACACGGUUUUCGGUCCGUGUUUCAGCAGUUGAAGUUCACGGGAAGCAGGAGAACCUAAAAGACCUACUGGCUGACCAAGCCAACGGUAGCAAUAAUGGCUGCGGUACCUCACCUGGGAUCUACCUGGCUGAGGACCCAAUCUGCGGAGUUCAACUCUUGAAUCAGAGCGAGCUUAGGGCACCCUCUGCCGAGAAAGCAGCCUUCUAUCUUGACGCCGCCAUCGCAGCGAGGAAAUCAAAAACCUAUCCAACAGAUGAGCCUGUCCCCGAAGAGGAAUCACGCAACUCUCACAUGCUCUUCACGUUGCACGUGUAUCAGUACCGCUUUGAGAAGUCUGGCAAAGGAGGUGUAAUGGGUGGCAGGAGUCGUCUGCACUUGAUUGAUCUCGGCAGCUGCGAUAAAGGCAGCAGGACCGGCAACGGGCAAGCAUUAUCGUUCUCCUCAUUGGGAAAUGUAGUCCUCGCGUUAUUGAACUCCGAUAAACACAUUCCUCACAGAGACAGCAAAUUGACCCAGUUGUUGCGGGAGUCAUUAGGAAGCAUUAAUUGCCGUGCCACAAUGAUAGCUCAUGUGUCCUCCGCCAUCUCGUGCUAUAAUGAAACUUUGAGCACCAUCCAACAGGCAGCUAGAAUCCACAGGAGAGGCAAGAAGAAAGCUAAAUACUCAGGAACGAGCUCCUCUGGCGGAGACAGCUCUUGUGAAGAAGGGCGCAGACGUCGACCUCACUUCAGAUCAAUCCACACCAGAAAUAUCAAUGGAAUCACGGUUACAAAUGCUAUCCGCCAAAGUGAUCCAGAGUACAUAUCUAGCAGUGAGCAAUCUUGUGAUACUGUCAUUUAUGUCGGGCCAGAUGGAUGCGCCCUUAGUGAUCGCGAUCUGACCGAUAAUGAAGGCCCACCAGAAUCUGUGCCAAUUUUUAAACCUUCUCUUGGACGUGUAAAUGAAUCAAGAAAUGUUUCAAAUGAUGAACUUCAUAGUCGAUUAUCAAAGAUUGACGAUAAAAUAAGUCGAAAGGAUGAACUUAAAAAAUCUAAAAAGGACAGCGGUAGUGAGAGUGACACGGCUCGUAAUAUUGCAAAUCAUAUGAAAACCGUUGAUGAACAGCAAGAGCAACAAACGCCUUCCAAGAAAUCAGGAAUUCCAAGGCCUUCCAAAUCAAGUACAUCUUGUAGUAAUAAACGCACAAAGAAAUUAGACAGUUUACCAAUCGCAAAACAAGCGACUAAUGACACGCCAAACACAAGGACUGAAAUUAAACCUGAUGUCAACGAGGAAAGAGUUCAAAUGGCCGAGCAAAUUGUUGAAAAUUCUUGCGCUGUUGUGAUCCCUGUUGCAGAAACACCAGACGAUGAUGAAGACGAUGAUGCUCAUAAUACCUCGCAUGAUGAGAGCAUAAUACAUGAAUCAAACUUUGAAAAUAUCAAAAGACUAGCCGGCCAUGUAGAAGAGCUCUCACCAGAUAAGGAACCAGACUAUCCCAAAAUGGGCAUGACUGGUAGGAGCUACAACCAACAGAACACCCAGCAUAAUUUGGAAUGUUUAACGCAGUCUGUCAGUAUGCCGACAUUUACAGAUGUCCGUCAAGCAUGUCGGCCUGAAGGCAUGCAGCCAAAUAUGGAUAUGAUAAGCGAUUAUGUCAAUGGGAAUUUAAAUGGCGAGCAUAUUCAGUUGUUGUAUAAUGCGGAGCGAGUAAUUCACUCUGUUGAAUCUUUGGAUACAAUUGCAGAGCUUCUUGAAAGGCCUGUUUCGGAGUUGUCGCUGGUGAGGUCCGAGGAUGAAAUGUCUCUGGUAUAUUCUGAAGUCGGAUCUUUUGUAUCUACUAAAACUGACGAUUUAACUUCGCUUGACCAAGCGGCUCUGACAAUUGAUGACAUGCCACUUGGCUCCGAAGCAUGUUGCAUCGCCACGCUUGAUAGGCAGUCUUUAGACUCACUCUCAGAAAACUUUGACACAAACUUAAACACUGCAAGUUUGUGUGCAAACACAAAUAACCAAGGUCCGUAUCGAUCAGGUGGGGUGAUUGAUAAGGAGUUAAGGAACCUUGGACAUUACGUUUAUUCUGAUGAUGAAUCUGAGGUUGGUGAGAAAAAAGCGAAAGAUGAUAAAAUGUUUGUAGAGAAGGCGGAAAGUGUAUCAUCUGUAGAGAUCCGAAUGCGGGAUUUAGAUGCAAUCAAGUCAAUGUACGUUAUCUCAAACCUGAGUGUUGAUGACCUGUUAACAGAUGAUCCCAACGAAGGAUCAAUUUCAACUAUGGCAGAUUUUGAUAUUCCCAGUGUAUUGAUGGAUGAGCCACAGGUCGUUACGUACAUGACAGUGGAGGGCGAGGGUCAAGUGGUAAUGCGAGAGAAACAUCUUGCUGUCGACCAUCCUCUGAGGCGACUGAGCUGCAUCAGUGAUGCCACAGAUGCUACAUUCUCCACCUGCUCCCGCCCUUCCAGCUUCAUCAGUCAGGAAGACGAUGAGAGUGCUGACUUCUCAUCUGGAUUCAAUGCUUCAGACAUACAUAGCGUUGAAGAAAAAGUUUACUCGCAUCCCGGAUAUGUGCCAAUAUAUGCCAUGCAUUUGUUCGACAAAAUGACCGACGAAAAUGCAGAAGUGUGGGAAAAGAUGGACACACUAACGCGAGAAGCAAGUCAGAAGCGUCGGAUGAGUAAUCAAAGCCAAAAAAAUUCGGCGAGUUCUGAAAGUUCACGUACGAUAUCACAUUUGGAUACUAAUACCAUUCUACCGUGUGCUAAAGUCAAUCCAUUGUUGGCAAAGUUGAAGGCAGAAGCUGUCGAUCCAAGGGGCUACACAAGUGAGGAUAACUGCUUACGGGGCUCUCUUCACAAACAUCGUCAGCUUAUGUCAGAUGAACCAGAACCAGAAGAAAGGAAAGUCAGUCAGAAAAUGUCACAGUCUCAAUCAGAACCAACAUCAAUAAAGGCAAGUCCGCUUCACCAUACGAAGAUUAACCAAUUCAAUGUUGAACCUCUUCCUGAGGUUUUAUGCAACGCUAUUGCCAAAGUUCAAGAGAAAAUGUCAGUAGUAGAAAAAGAAGAGCAACCAGUAACAAGAAAAUGUGACAUGUGGUUACUCCGACAACCAGAUGGUGCAGCUGCCAAUGAUAUCCAAUCAGAGCCAGAAAUGGGUUUGAGAAUGUAUGAACGCAAGAACCAUUUCAGACAUCAGCUUAAGUAUGUUGAAGAGAAAGAAGUGUUUGAAGCCGUGCGGCCUCCGACGAUUGGUGCUUGUUCCUCCCCGACAUUUGAUGUUGAGGAUAACCCAUGUUAUUCACAAGAUUAUGACUCAGUCGCAGAAACAGGUAUCAAUAAGGUAGCCAGCAAGACCAAUGCAAGUUUGUCCAGUAGCGAGACUAAUGGGCGAGAACGUCCUAAGUCAAGAGGAAUCCUGAAACCAAAGAUUUUCUCCAAGUCUGACAAAUCAAAAAGUAAGAAGUCUGACAAUACUCGAAACAUAUCUAUGCAAGGCAAAUCUUACAGCGACACGGAAUCCAGUUGCCGUUCCAACCUGUUAUCAAGUCGACGAACCAACAGCAGCAGUAAGUUGCCCACACGUACAAGUAGUCCAUCGCAGAAGAGCGGACAGACUGCAAGAAAUGCUCUUAAAAGUGCCAAAACAUCACAAAGCCAAACCAAAUGUAAGGACAGUCCUCCUACACAGUCUUCCAGUAAGAAAUCCGCCGUUAGUAAAAUACCUACUGCAAAGCCUAGCCCGACAAACAAAGGCAAAACAGCCUCAACCAGUCCAAAGCACCAGGCAACCUCAGCAACCAGUCGAGGAUCCUCGCUACCAGUGCGAAACAAGUCCCUUAGUAAAUCUGCUCCGACUCUAUCCAAGAACAGCACCAAUAACGCGAAACAGAACAAGUCGGCGACAAGUUCACUAAGCGAUUACCUACCGGCCAACAGCUCGCCGCAAAGCAACAACAAACUUAAAGUGGGGAACCGUCUAACGGACUCAUCGGAUAGUGGAAACGACAGUGGAAUAGUCUGUGCAGAGAAAAGCCCUGCUAAAGUGAAGACGUCCUUCCUGUCUCCGUACUCAACGAUGACGGAGCCGAGGACAAAUCGCUGCUCCAGCAGCGGUCACGGAAGUGACAAUAGUAGCACAGUAAGUGAUUUUCUGACUAGCAAGCUGCCUGCAUGUACUAGUGAAGAAACAAGUAGUGGUUAUGAUAGUAUGCUAAGGGACAGUGAGUCUGCACACGAAUCCAUUAGAUCAUCAUCGGGCAAGGUGAAGGCUUUGAGGCAACUCAAACGUAAAUUACAAGGUCCGAGGCGAUGCAGGAGCGCGUCUCCCAAGGCCCAGACCGAACAGACGUCUCAUAGAGGGGGAGGAAACGGAGGCUCCCGAUGGAUUGACCUCCCCCCAAGGAAGAGGUCCCAAGAUGAAGGGGGUGUCGCAUUGAAGUUAUAUAACGUUGACAAGGUGAAGGCUUGCCAGGCAGAAGGUGUCAAGGGAUCUCCAAAGAGAAAUCGUCAUCCGGAUCAGGAGAGUCGUCAGGAGCGUAUUUUCCAGCUGUCGGAGAAGCAGCAUCAGCUGAAACAACAGCUGAUGUCUACGAAGGCGUUGUUGAACGCCGAAAGCAGUUGCUGGACAUUUGAUUUACAUGUUUUGGAUGAGAUGGAUCCUGUUGAUGAACUUUUCUUAGAUGCCCUUGAACACGAAACGCAACUGUUAGAGGAGCGAGUCAAAGCCUGUAAAGCCCACGUCAUGGUCAUCACUAGCUUCGAUAUAUUCCACUAAAGCCACGUAUCCCUUGAAUAUACCCUCAAACCAGUAUUUUCAACACGAGUCCCAGGAGGACAUGCCCCUUAGGAAGUCCGAGAAACCUUUUUUCAUUGAUGUGAGUUUGCAAGACAUAACUUUGGAAACCUCUGAAAAAAAAUUUGCGCGUCACAGACGGACAUAUCUUGAAAAGUAUAAAUAGAAAAGUUUGACUGAUGUCGCAGACGCUGGUUCGCAAAGCCUUGUUCCGUGUAAAAAAUAAUUCUUGAUGUAUUUAAAGUAUGUUUUUGUAUUUUUAUGUGAAGCUAUAGACUGCAAAAAAUAUAACCAAUACAAAGAAUAAUAUUAUGGAGAAAAUAAGUACCCUUUAUACUAUAGGAAUUCAAUGAAUGCAUCUUUGAAAGCAUAUUGUAUUAUAUCUGAGUCUAAGUUUAGGUAAGGUUUAUGGUAUUACCUGGAUGUAUAUGUUGAAGAAUCUGCCUUAUAGUGAAACUUAAAUCAAAUGUUGGGUGUUGAAUAUUAUGCUGAUAUGCUGCUUAAAAAAUAAUACUAAAGACAGUAAUUAUAUUAAUUAAUUGACAUACAGUGAAAUUCACUACAUUAUAUUAUAUAUACCUAUGCUCAUUAGAAAAAAAUAUAAAUUAUUCAAAUUAAUAUUGUAAAGGUAUUUGCAAUUAUAAUACAGAGAAUGGUGAGGUGAUAAUCAAACGGUUCAUUUACCCUUUGCUUAACACAUCAUUUCACACUUGUGUAAUCAGCGAAAAUAUUUGAAUGUUAUUUCCCUGAUGAAUGUGUUUCCAGUCCAGCUGUGGUAUCCUCUAUGCAUACGAAUUCCUACACAGUUUUGCAUAUUAACUAGGUGUUGUCUGGAUCCCAGGCUAAAAUCACAAAUGUGUUGUCAAAUUUAUAUAUAGGACAUUGAGCACUCAUUUUGAAAUAGAUUCAGGUACAUGCUUAUUAACAUAACAUUCACUGGGAUGUUUAUGUUUUUACCAAGCUUAGAAGCAUGAUACAGGCAUGCGAAACUGCCACUUUAAAAUUAUGCACAAGUUGUGCAUCAAUGAUGAAGUGUAUGCCUUGGGGGUGCUGUAAUUAUUUCUGACAAAUAAGACCCAUUACACAACGGCGAAAGAUUUAAAUUACGACCGUUGAACUCAAAAUCCAUCUAAAAAUACCGAUGUUUCUAUUUCCCCAUUAUCUACUGAAUGCUUUGUUGACGAUCAGAGAUUAUAUCUUCCAGACCAGUCACCUUCCGAAGAUUCAUUAGAAUCAUAACCAUUAAAAAACUCCAAAAUGAAUGUAAAAUUUUUGAUACAUAUUUUGUAUACACUUCACCCACCACAAGUUUCUUCCUAUCUGAUUAAUCUUGACGAACAAAAAAAUCGGCAAGAUGAAUGUCUUUUUUUUCUACCACCGUAAGGUUUCUUCCCUUUUUUAAACAUAUACUGGAAGUAGAUUUUUAGCGAAUGUUGAUGCGAGGGUAUUAAAUUUACUGUACACUUUGUAAAGAGAGAAUUGUAAAGAAAACAAGCUAUUUAAAUCCAUAGAUUAAAUGUACAAAGGAGAAUAAUAUCUUACUGUAGUAUGUAAUAGUUAUCAGAAAUUUUCCGAAGCAGGAAAAAUUAAAACGGCUUGGCGGUUGAUUAUAUACUCAAGUCAUGUUUCCACAUACUCUGUACAAACAACUUGUAGAUUUUUAUAAUGUGCAAUACCCUAUUCUGCUGUGUAUUCAUGACAAUGUAAUAUGCUAGUUGUCGAUGUAAUGUUUGAUGUCGAUUGAUAAUCGAGUGUUUCCAUCAUAAAUUAAUCCACCGAGAAGAAAAUAACCAAAAUGAAUUUUCACAAUUUUUUCCCUUCUACGGAUGAAUUAUGUUUUCUUUGUAUUAUAAGUUAGUAGUUGGUUAUCAUAACCAUCUUCAUGUUAUGUAUUAUUUUAUAACUGUUACACAUAAUUGUUGAUUGUGUAUCCAUGUGUUCUUUUGAAAGGGGUGGGGAUUCGCUGGGGAGCGGGAUGGGAACACAGAGGGAAUGGGGAUUUUGAUGGGUUGGGGAACUUGUAUGGGGAGGAAAUUUAGAGAUGGAAAUCCAGAGAAGUUUAGGAAUUUAUAGGGAAUAGGGAUGUAAAAUAAAAUCAGUUUCUGAUUAAUUAUAUUUUUUACAAUAUUUCAAAGUUGAGCUUUGUUAUUACAAAGGAUGAGUUUCAUGAAAAUAUAAUUUAUGAUAAAUAAUGUCUUAUCUGCCACUUUUAAUGACAGGCAUUCUUUUGUAAAAUCAAUUUUGAAUGCUCCAAUUUAAUACAAUAAAUAAUAAGCUUGGGUUUGGUAAUUGGGAAUGACCAAUGUUAACAUGUGAUUAGUAAUAACCAAUCAAAACAUUAACAUGAUGUUGGGUAAUAUCAUAGAGUUGUAUUAGAAACUAGUUUGCGAAAAAAAAAAAUAUUUGUGUUGUCUGCACCGGUAAUUUUCAAAUAUCAAAUUUUAAUAAGAAUUUAAUUGACUUCCAAAUUUGGAGUUUUUUGGUGCCAAGUAGUAAUACUUUUCAUGUUUUUGCCAGAGUUGCGAUGGUGAUCGA
Anneissia japonica is the source of this 9007-nucleotide messenger RNA. Its product is annotated as kinesin-like protein KIF26B. NCBI's taxonomy places the organism in Eukaryota, Metazoa, Echinodermata, Crinoidea, Comatulida, Comatulidae. The record is from RefSeq and is a predicted model, not a curated record. Gene Ontology annotation, molecular function: ATP binding; microtubule binding; microtubule motor activity. The coding region runs from base 1067 to 6454 and encodes 1795 amino acids. Gene Ontology annotation, biological process: microtubule-based movement. The transcript is spliced from 13 exons.